AUGAAACUUGUCAGUGCAAAAGAAUUCACAACAAAGUUUGAUAUUGGAACAGUUGAAGGGAAGAAACUGAAAAGUUAUGGAUUGAAAAUGAGUUAUUUACUUCCAUUACACGAGACAUCAACUGUUCAUGAUGUCACAUUGGUUGUUUUGCAUCCAUCUAUAAACACAUCUAUAAAUAAAUAUUGA
This is a messenger RNA of Clunio marinus, 186 nucleotides long. The record is from the annotation of a GenBank genome assembly. Lineage: Eukaryota; Metazoa; Arthropoda; Insecta; Diptera; Chironomidae.